Messenger RNA from Hibiscus syriacus, 1623 nucleotides. Its product is annotated as phosphatidylinositol transfer protein 3-like. The coding region runs from base 477 to 1415 and encodes 312 amino acids. The record is from RefSeq and is a predicted model, not a curated record. Gene Ontology annotation, molecular function: phosphatidylinositol transfer activity. The transcript is spliced from 5 exons. NCBI's taxonomy places the organism in Eukaryota, Viridiplantae, Streptophyta, Magnoliopsida, Malvales, Malvaceae.
GAAACAAACAUACAAAAAAAAUAGUUUGUUUCGUCUGUGGCAACAUUAUUGUAGCCUGGGAUGCUAUUUCAUACUCGGAAAAAGAUGGUUUUCUUAGAAGGGCAUAUACGAGAAAAUAAAGAAAACGAAACUGACAAACAAGUUGUAGGAAAGAGCAAUCUAAUGCUAACUGUUGUUAUGAAUAGUUAAGGCAGAGCAUUCAUACAAAAAAGUGAAUAAAUUGUAAUAAAGAAUAAUUUUGAAUUUGCAUGUCAUUCAUACAAAAAAAGUGCAUAGGUUUUGUUCACACAUCUAUGUCCCUCAUGUUCUUAUGCAAUUUCUUGUUUUCUCAUGAAAAAUGAGAUAUUGCUUUUGUUUUUUUUCUUUAACAAGCUUGCAUUUGGAACACAAUGUGCAGAUGUAGUGACACUGAGAUUAAUGAUACUACAAUUGUAAAGGAUUUAACUGUUAACAUACAGGGAGACAUCGGUUAAACUAUGAGUGUAGAUUUAAAGAAAUCCUCUUCAAAUAGCUCCGAGAAGUCACUACCAUAUGAAGAGCAGCAGGCAAAGAUUACUGAAAUGAGAAAGUUUAUAGGACCAUUGCCUGAGAAGUUAGCCAUUUAUUGUUCUGAUGCAGCCAUCACUAGAUAUUUAAGGGCUCGAAACUGGAAUGUCAAGAAGGCAUCUAAAAUGCUGAAAGAAACCUUGAAAUGGAGAGCGGAAUACAAACCAGAAGAGAUUCACUGGGAAGAGGUUGCUCAUGAAGCUGAGACAGGAAAGAUCUACAUAUCAAAUUAUAUAGAUAAACAUGGAAGAACAGUUCUUGUCAUGAGACCUAGUUGCCAGAACUCAAAAUCAACAAAAGGGCAGAUUAGGUAUUUGGUUUAUUGCAUGGAGAAUGCAAUUUUAAAUCUUCCAGCGGACCAGGAACAGAUGGUCUGGUUGAUUGACUUCAAUGGCUUUAACUUGUCACAUAUAUCAGUGAAGGUGACACGGGAAACAGCACAUGUUUUACAAGAACAUUAUCCAGAGCGUCUAGGUGUGGCGAUACUAUACAACCCACCCAAGUUCUUCGAACCUUUCUGGACGCUUGUGAAACCCUUUCUAGAGCCCAAGACUCAAAACAAAGUAAAAUUUGUUUACUCUGUUGAUCUCAAUACCAAGAAAAUAAUGGAGGAUCUUUUCGAUAUGGAGAAAUUGGAGUCUGCAUUUGGUGGAAACGACUACUCGGGUUUCAACAUCAAUAAGUACGCCGAGAGGAUGAGGGAAGACGACAAGAGGAUACAUGCCUUUUGGACUAGGGGAAAUGCUCAAUCCACAGCUCCACCAGAACCCAUGCCCACAUCUACUGUUGACUUGAAUUCUGUUGAUCCAAACUCAGAUUCUAAUGCCUCUGACAAUGGCAAGGUAGAUGGUUCCUCCAGUCAUGUUUAAGAUUCAGAAAGCCUCAUUUCUAGUAAAAACCGAAGCUCGAGUCAUGUUUUGGAUGGGGUAAUAAGGUAUGAUGAUCUGACAGUAAGCUGACUGUUUUAGUUAGUAAUAUGAAGUUGAAUAGAGCUCCCUCAAUUGUAUCAUUGGCCUUUGUCAAACUUCUGUUGAAUGGAUUUUGUCUUUCAGUUAUUUCAAUGCCUUUUGAUAAGAA